Solea senegalensis (Senegalese sole) is the source of this 2044-nucleotide messenger RNA. Its product is annotated as docking protein 1-like. Gene Ontology annotation, biological process: positive regulation of MAPK cascade; cell surface receptor protein tyrosine kinase signaling pathway. The record is from RefSeq and is a predicted model, not a curated record. Gene Ontology annotation, cellular component: cytoplasm. Bases 40 to 1548 code for a protein of 502 amino acids. The transcript has 7 exons. NCBI's taxonomy places the organism in Eukaryota, Metazoa, Chordata, Actinopteri, Pleuronectiformes, Soleidae.
GAAGAAAAGUCUCACAGUUGAAGUGUAGUUUCUUCACGGAUGGACUCAUUGAUCAAGACAGGGACAGUUUACCUGCAGCCUCACAAGACUGGCAGAAAAUGGAAGGCAGUCCUGUUGUCUCUGUUUCCUCACACCAGCAGUGGAGUCGGUCGACUGGAGAUUGUGGACGUCACAGGUGGUGCCACAGGUGACCAUGGUGGCGUCGCCAGGAAACACCAGCCUUACGCCGAGCGGAAACUGAAGGUGGUUCGACUGUCAGAGCUGAUCAGUGUCCUCAGACUCCCACCCAAUGCUGAAGCCUGUCCCAUGGAGAACAUGUCUGCGUUUUGUGUGGAGGCCCAGGACAGAACCAUGGUGUUCGCUGCUCUCAAAGACGACUGUGUGGACUGGGUGGAAAAACUGUGUCACAGCUCGUUUCAGAGAGGAGGAGGAGGAUCAGGACCAGGAUCAAAUCCGCUUCAUAUGGAGGAGAACCAGAUUUACGCCUCAGCAGACGAAGCCUCAGAUUUCUGGGUUGGGGUUCAGCCGACGGAUGCAGCGACACGCUGUGGCCUACAGGGGUCAUACUGGCUGGAGGUGGGACGAGAAGCUCUGUGUCUCAGAGACACACAGAAGCAGAAGAGCGUGGUGUGGGAGUGGCCGUACGAGCUGCUCAGACGAUACGGGAGAGAUAAGGUGUCUUUAACCAUUGAAGCCGGCAGACGCUGUGUCUCUGGUCCUGGAACCUUCACAUUUGAGACACAACAGGCGGAGAAAAUAUUCUCCUUGAUCCAGAGCACCAUCAAACAAAAGACAACCAGAACCCAGCAGAACCAGAACCAGGAGGACGAAAAAGUAAACUUCUCCAACAAACAGCCUCAUUCCCUCCAUCCCAAAAUCCCAGACGUGAUGAGUGUGGCUGCCAUCCUGGAGAAAGACCUGAGGACAAACGAGAGCACAGAAGAAGACCUGCUGGUUCCUCAGGCUCAGCCAGCUCCCAUCACCCUCAUGCCUCUUCCAUCCGUCCCCACACAGGAUGGUGUAUCCGGAGGUCAACACAGCGAACUAUCAGAUCCUGUGUACGAUGACCCUGCUGACUGCAUUCUGUCCUUACCGACAUUACCAUCGUCCACAGCUCUGUACGUAGACCCUGCUUGUGUUCUUCCACUGAAACCCCCAAAGUCAGAGGAACCAGUGACAGCCCCCCCUCCCUUCUCCACCACACAGCCCCGCUUUGACAUCCACCAUCCAGACUCGGAGUACUCCGAGGUGUUCGACAAAGUCGUUCCACUACGGAGUCGACAAGCCAUCUUUCAGAGCAAAGGACAAGAAAAGCCUUUUGCAGACGACAAAGUCAUUUAUGCCGAACCCAUGACGGCACAGGUGUCGCAUAAAAGCGAACGCAAACCUGACCCAUUUGCGCACCUUUACGCUCAAGUCUGCAAGAAAACGCCGUCAUCGGGUCCCUUGACGUCUUCGAACAGCACUGUCACCGCCAACACAGGCACAACCAAAGACGUGGACUCGUCUCUAGAAGAUGUCAUCUACGAAAAUUUGGGCAUCAUUUAGUGACAACAAAAAUCUCCUGAUGUUCUCAGGCAUUUCCUCUGUGUGUAUAUGCAGCUUGUGUUUGUGUCACAGUGCCGUGAUUUAACCAAUCCAAGCUUCUAGCAGGUGAAUCCUUCAUGGUCCAACACUUUCAAAACAUCCACAGAAUACACUCUACUUUUAAGUGCCAGGCUUUCACCAUUUACACAAACCAGCCAUGAAAACAUGACUGCCACCAUGGACACAAGGAAAAAUGGAUUUUAGCCCCUUUACAAUGUAAUACAUACUUAAAGGCUCAUUUUGUAUUGUCUGAUUUGACAGAAAAACAACAGCAUGUGCACAUUUAUUUCAGAAAGUUAAUAUUGUAUCAUAGUAUUAAGAUGUAAAUGUAUUUCAUAUACAGUAUUUACUUUAUUUACUGAGGGUAUUUUCUGAUUUAUAUGAAACUGUUGUUUUGUUACGUUUGUGUUUUAUUUGAAUCACAAACACUUUGAUGUCAAUAAACCAAAUAAGUAUU